CACAUAUCCCCCCAAAAUUUGGAUCAAACUAGAAUUUCAAUGCCUUUAAGUGAUACCUUUUUAGAAACUGUUUGCAUAGAUCUUACUUAUGAUCAAAUAAAAAAUGGGUGUCUUUCGCCUCAUUUUUUCGUAAAAUCUAAUCACAAACUUCGUGCCACAAAAAGUUGGAAAAAAACAUUACAAUAAUUGCCGGACCAAUGUAUGGUAUGGGCAUGCAAAUACGGACUGUCAUACAGAAAACAGCCUAUAUUACAUGCAUUACAUAAUCUUGAUGUUCAUAUAAACCCAAUACGAAGGGUAUUUUAGUACUCAGCUAUCCAAAAAUGAAUUUUAUUUCACACUAGCUCUCAUAUUUUAAAAAUCCACAGGGGCCAAAAUGCGAAACUACACACCUAACUGUGGAGUGGUACCUAUGGUCCUUGUGAUAUUGAAAAUUGUCAGGACACUAAUGAAUGUUAAACAAGGAUGUGUCCACAGUACACAGAUGUCCCAUUCGCACUAUCAUUUUCUAUCUUAAGUGGCAAUUGGGGCAAAACUUUUAUUUGGCAUUAAAAUUUGAUAGAUCAUACAAUAGGGAACAUAUAUACUAAAUUUCAAGUUGAUUGGGCUUCAACUUUAUCGAAAACUACCUUGACCAAAAACUUCGACCUGAAGUGGGGCAGAUGGACGGACGAACGAACAAACGGACAGAGGCAUGGACGAACGAACGAAUGCACAUACCAGAAAACAUUAUGCCCUUCUACCAUCGUAGGUGGGGCAUAAAAAUACAGUUUGCGAUCACUCCGACAGCCAUUUUUUGGUAUUUAUCACCACUUUCAGUAUUAUAGGCUAAUUCGUGGCAGACAGUUUUUAUUGGUUAAUUCCAGGCAACCAUUUUUUUUUGUCUUAGUUGGAAAUUUGAUUGGUCGGAGGUUACCAUGGUAACCAAACUACAAUUGGCAGGAAGACUUACUGACAAGACUAACAAACUCGUUGACUUCUACAACUUUUUUGUCUUAUUUAACCGCACAGUGCCUAUUUAUUCUCUCUCUCUCUCUCUCUCUCUCUCUCUCUCUCUCUCUCUCUCUCUCUCUCUCUCUCUCUCUCUCUCUCAUACCCCUAGCUCGUUUUUAUCUGUUGUUUUCUAUUGUGUUUGGGUUUUUUUUGGUGGACAAACGAUUUUGAAGCCUUGCCUUCCGAACUUUCGCCUAGCACGCCACUGAUCCAAAAAUUAACAGUUAUAGUUACAUUUAAACAAUUUCACGGUAACAUUCAAAUCAAAUAUAGAUGGUCUGUAAUAACCGGUCAUAAGUCAGUGAAUUACAAUGAUACAUGUACCUUAACAUUCUAAGUAUAUUCUAUGGAUACUAUAACACUAAAAACUCAUAGCGAUACCAUUCACAUAUAAAGCAUAAUAUUUUAAAUUUUCAUAUUUUUUCUCACCAAUAUAUGUUUAUAUAUACCACCUAUUAUAAAGGUGGUCUCUCAAAUCAAGAGCUUUUUCUAUACAUACAAAUAGGUUUCAAUUCUUUUUCAGAGAGAGGAUUUAAAUUUUGUUAAAAUUUGCACCUUAUAGAAGUAAGUCGAUUUAAACCUGAUCUAUGUAGUUGUGCUGCCCCGGAUUUAAUUUUUGCUAUGGUUAAAUUUUUACCAACACCGUUUUUUGGUUAUUAGUCAUAUGACACCGGAUACGUUUGAUGUUCAAAUUACGCUUUGUCACAAAACAUAGAAUUUAGGUGUUGGCCCCUCAUGAAUUUUGUACCCUCUCCGGGGGUUUGAAUAGCAAUAAAGCAUAGAACAUUGCACAGUAGUGUUAUGAAUAAAGACGACGCUUAUCUUUAAAAGUAAUGAGAAAAACACUGAAAAUUGGAUAAAAACUUACUAAAUACACACAGACAAGUGUGCACCUAAUUUAUAGUCUACACAUUUUGUUUUAAUAUCAUCAUUUACAAUUUGGACAAGUUGUCGUCAAUUGGCAAUUCUCGAGUGAACCCGAUACUUUCGUUCUAUAUACUAGUAGUUAGAUCUAUAGAUGAUCGGAAUCGACCGAGUUUAGACGAGUGCAAUCGUCGGAUGGUGAUUAUUUUACAAUCAUUGUUGACAUUCGUACAAUCAUGUAACCUUCGGUCAAAUUGUCAUAUUGUGAAUAAAACAAUAAUAGAAGUGACCACUGGCAAAAAUUUAAGCGACCUUUACUCAAAUUUAGCCUGCAGACAAUUAACAACAUUGUACAGAACAAGGAUGAUUAAAAACUACUGUCAAAAUGCAGUUCGUAUUCACAUUGAAACCUAAACGAUUGAGGAACCUGCUUGACCAUUGUGCUUGACCAUUGUGACCAUUCAAACAUUUGGUCAUUCAAUACUAGUAUUUGAUUUUUUCUUAAUAUAUAUUUAUUUUAUUUUACUACAACUUCGUUUCGACUGGAGAUAAUCCUUAUCCACAUGAUGUAUGGUAUAGAGGAUUUAGUAAAAAUCGACGAUAAUCCACACGAAAGAACACAUACGGAAGAUAAACUACACGAAUGUGAUGUUACUUCGAGAGAAUUUGUUCAAGGUAGCAACUUAAAGAGACAUGCGAUAACACAUACUGAAGAUAAACCACAUGACUGUGAUGUUACUUCGAGAGAAUGUGUUGAAGGUAGGGACUUAAAGAGACACGCGAUAAAACAUACUGAAGAGAAACUACACAAAUGGGAUGCUAGUUCGAGAGAAUUUGUUCAAGGUAGCGUCUUAAAGAGACACGCGAUAACACAUACUGGUGAUAAACCACAUGACUGUGAUGAAUUUUCGAGAGAAUUUGUUCAAGGUAGCGACUUAAAGAGACAUCAACGAAUACAUACAGGCGAUAAACCUUAUAGCUGUGAUGUUUGUUCGAGAGAAUUUGUUCAAGGUAGCGACUUAAAGAGACAUCAACGAAUACAUACAGGCGAUAAACCUUAUAGCUGUGAUGAAUGUGGUAAAAGGUUCAGUCGACAAUAUAAUUUACAGAGACACGUGAGAACACAUACCGGUGAUACACCUCAUGGCUGUGAUGUAUGUGGUAAAGGGUUUAGUCAGCAUAGUAAUCUACAGAAGCACAUGCGAAUACAUACAGGUGAUAAACCUUAUGAAUGUGAUGUAUGUGGUAAAGGAUUUUACCAGCAUAGUAACUUACAGAAACACAAGAGAAUACAUACAGGCGAUAAACCUUAUGUCUGUGAUGUAUGUGGUAAAGGAUUUAACCAGCAUAGCAACUUAAAGAGUCACAAGAGAACACAUACAGGCGAUAAACCUUAUGACUGUGAUGUAUGUGGUAAAGGAUUUAACCAGCAUAGUAACUUAGAGAGACACAUUAGAAUACAUACAGGCGAUAAACCUUAUGACUGUGCUGUGUGUGGUACAGCGUUUACUCAACGCAAUAGUUUACAGACGCACAUGAGAACUCAUACAGGUGGUAGAACGCAGGUCUGUGAUGUAUGUGGUAAAGGGUUCGUUCAUGUGUAUGAUUUACGGAGACACAAGAGAAUACAUACAAGUAAUAAACCUAAUAACUGUGAUGUAUGUGAUAAAUGGUUUAGUCGGUAUUCUAAUUUACUAAUUCACAUGAGAACACAUACAGGGGAGAAACCUUAUGACUGUGAUGUAUGUGCCAAAGGGUUUAGCACAUAUGGUGCUUUAAAGAAUCAUACGAGAACUCAUACAGGUGAUAAACUGCAUACCUGUAAUGUUUGUGGUAAAGGGUUCAGUCAGCGUUUUAGUUUACAAAGACACAUGAGAACUCAUACAGGUGAUACACUGCAUGUUUGUGAUGUAUGUGGUAAAAGGUUCAGUCAGCGAAGUAGUUUACAAAGACACAUGAAAAUUCCUACAGGUGACAAACAACAUGACUGAAAUAUAUGUGGUAAAAGGUUCAGUCAGCUUAGUAGUUUACAGAGACACAUGAGAACUCAUGCAGGUUACAAACCUUAUGACUGUGAUGUAUGUGGUAAAAGGUUCAAUCAGCAUAGUAGUUUACAGAGACACAUGAGAACUCAUACAGGUUACAAACCUUAUGACUGUGAUGUAUGUUUUAGAAGGUUCAGUAGGGGUAAACGUGUACAGAGUCACAUUAUAACUCAUACAGGUGACAAGCCACUUGACUGUGAUGUACAAUGUAUGUGUAAAUGUUUUGUCCUCAUAGUAAUUUACUGAUAGAUUGACGUGAGAUAAAAUGUAGGUGAUAAUCAACCUCACGACUGUUCGUAUUUUUUUCCCAACGUAGUCGGUAUAGUUUCGGUUUAUGCACUUUCAACUUAAUGACGCUUAACUAUGGCAACAGAAUACGCAUGCUCGAAAAUCCUUUCUGUGAUUGGACAAAAUGCUGUCAUGGUGGGUGAUUUGGUGGUUGUGUUUGAAAAAACGUCUCGAAAAUUAUAUCGUGAUGGAAAGCAAGUGAAAAACUAUAAAUAUUUGAACUAGAUGUUGCAAA
Molecule: messenger RNA, 4425 nt
Organism: Mytilus trossulus (common blue mussel)
Lineage: Eukaryota; Metazoa; Mollusca; Bivalvia; Mytilida; Mytilidae
Product: zinc finger protein OZF-like
Exons: 2
Coding region: 2421-3848 (475 amino acids)
Biological process (GO): regulation of transcription by RNA polymerase II
Cellular component (GO): nucleus
Molecular function (GO): DNA-binding transcription factor activity, RNA polymerase II-specific
Source: RefSeq, a predicted model, not a curated record